AUGUAUCCAUUAUUUGAAGGAAAUGUUGACGUACAAAACGAUAAUUUUACUUAUUCUAUAAGCGAGAGCUGCUUCGAAAUUCAAUUGAAUGUAAGUUUUUUAUUCUACUUUUAUAAUUUUAGGUAACAGCAAUUUACAAUAGUAAAAGUAAAAAAAGCAUAGCUUAAUGUGUAUAUUUAGGUAGUCAAAAGCGAUGACGUAGCAAAUCUGAGUGUCAAUGUAAAGCCAGAAGAUGACGAUGGUUAUGAAUUGUUGGUUAGCUACGGAGUAGUUGUCAAUGGCACAGGAAACUAUGUAAGUUGGACAAAUAGUGUUUCACAUUAUGCCUCUUCUACUUUUCAAAAAGUAUGUCAUUAUAGUAAAAAUUGUCGAAUGGAAAAAAUAUGUGUAAGUAAUAUAGUUUAAUUCCAGGUUGAUUUCGACCUAUGGAAGGUAGAAGAACAAGUUUUUAGUCUUCCAUUGAGUUCAACUGAAAAUCAAAUAAAACUAGAAGUUGAAGUACAUGAAAUAUUAUCAUCAAAGUCCAUCGACAAGCCGGGUCCUCACAGAAACUUUCGGGUUUUGGUACGUCAAUAUUUUCUUCCUUUUAUCAUUAAUAUGGAGGUUUGUAUUUAUAAGAUGAACCUUCUAUUUCAUUGUGUAUGUUUAUGUUGAAUUCAAGGGCUUAUAGAUAAUAAUUUUAGACUAAAAAUGGGGAAUUGUAUGUGAAUGCCACAUGGCUAAAAGAGAAUGUGGGCGGAAGCUUGUUUUCGGACUGGUACUUACGCGAAUGUCAAGGAGAAUCGACAGUAGUACCGACCAAUAUUGGUGAAAAUGAACUAGAAAUCCUUCUGAAGGCUGUGUGUUCGUACUCUAGAAUUAUUGUAACAAAGUAAGUUCCAGAAUCUUAAUCGAAUCAUCUUUUUUACCAAAAAAUUUACUAGUACCUUUAGGCGAUCAUUUGAUGUUCUACUCGACGUGGCAUGGAAUUUUAAAAUGGUAUACCUUCUACGUGCUAUCGAACAUUAUCUUCAACAAGCCAGAUCUGUUCACAAUAUGGAAAAAUUGAUAUUCGCGUACAAGUACAAGUUUGCCAUGUUGGCCACUGCAAUCUUGGCACCGCUGGAUUCGUUGGAACGAAGAAAAGAAGCUUUAUACGGAUACCUGGAGGAGAAAUCAUUGACUGAAAUCCCUCAUGAACUACUGGAAAUGCUCGAUCUUUGA
This is a messenger RNA of Bursaphelenchus okinawaensis, 1203 nucleotides long. Lineage: Eukaryota; Metazoa; Nematoda; Chromadorea; Rhabditida; Aphelenchoididae. The record is from the annotation of a GenBank genome assembly.